Messenger RNA from Dracunculus medinensis (Guinea worm), 1500 nucleotides. The record is from the annotation of a GenBank genome assembly. Lineage: Eukaryota; Metazoa; Nematoda; Chromadorea; Rhabditida; Dracunculidae.
AUGGGACGAGGUUUAUGGGAUGUGUUAGGCAAAUAUAGAGAACCAGUUGAUAUAUCUGCAUUAAAGAACAAGCGUAUAGCCGUAAAUGGUCAUUGUUGGCUGUGGGAAAUUAUGAGAGGGAAUGUGGCUAAUUGUUCGUCGACUUUAAAACCACAUUUAAGUACAUUUUAUAAUCGAUGUCAAGCGCUUAUGGAUUAUGGGAUUGAGCCAGUUAUUGUUUUCGAUAAUGUUGAGAACUCUAUUCGUCACGAUCCGCAAAACAACACCGUUUUGAAGAAAGAUCGAAAGAAUCGUAGUGGCAUAUGGGCGAAGGAACUUAGGCUUGAAAUCAUUAAUCAAAUACGCGAAAUAAAAAUUUUAUUGAAUGCAAUGGGCGUGCGAUUCAUGGCAAGUAAGUUAGAAGGAGAAGCCCAGUGUGCGCAGUUAGAGCAAAGAGGCUUGGUUCAUGGAUGUAUAACGCGCAGUAUCGAUUAUAUAUUAUUUGGUGGGACUAAUCUUUAUCAGGUGGAAUUCAGUUCUUCAGGGCGAUCAAUCCAUAACAGUAUUCUAGUUCUUUCAAUGAAUCGUAUUUCGGAUCAACUUUGCAUUAAUCGAUCAGCUUUAAUCGCAAUGGCAUUUAUGAUUGGAUGUGAUUAUUAUACUGGCGGAAUUCCUGGUGUUGGUGCAGUCUUAGCUACCGAAAUCCUUUCUGAAUUUUAUGUCAUGAAACAGGAUCAUCCUCAAGUUAUCUUGGAUAGAUUCAUAUCGUAUGUAACUGGAGCUGUGCCUGUGAGAGAAAUUGAUAGUGAUUUAAAAAGGAAAUUAAAAGAAAAAUGCCAACGAAAUCUCAUUGAUAUUCGUUGUUUACAUCCUAACACUGAUGCUUUCUCGAACUUAAUCAACGCUUAUUUCACUCCUAGUGUAAUAGAAUAUUCUCGUGCACAAUUGCCCAAGAAAGGCUCGAUUGAUCAUAGCAAAGUUCAGGAGUUCUUAUUGCGUGAAUGUAAUUGGGAUCCAAUGUAUGCUGAACUUGUUGAAAAUAAUUCACCAAACAAACAAACCAAAGACAGAAAUAUCGCAAUUUUACGGCACGAAUUAUCGACCGCAAUUUGUCAGGCGAGUCAACGUUCCUGCUCAAAACGAGAAAUUCUUGCGGUAGAGCGGCUUCAUAGUAUGGCUGCAGAAUAUCGAUUCGUUCCUAAUGUUGAAAUUAUAUCAGUACCAGCGACUUCUGAUGAUAUGAUAAAAAAUGAACAAAAAGUUGAAAAUAAUUCAAACAAUGCUAAUAAUCGACGCAGUACAAAGAGGAAGACUAAUAUGGUCAGUGCAGAUGAACCAUCUUCCAAAGUUUCUGCCAGAAAACCGUCUGGUAUCACCAGUUCGCCUCUUGACAUGAAAGAUGGUCAAAGACAAGCUACUACAGAUGUCGAAGACAAUUCAAAGGGUCUUGAAAAUGGCUUGUUAAAUACCGAUGAGGUCUCAUGUGCUCAAACACUUCAUGUAAUUCCAUCCAAAGCAUAG